GUGAAGGAUAAUUUUAUCGCUCGCGGAAAUGGCCGAGUGGAAUGCUGUUUACAAUGGAAAGGCUAAAUGCUAGUAGCUGAAAAUGCUAGUCGCUGAAAAUUGUGAUUGAAUGUUUCUGAUACAUAUACCCAGAAGAAGCAGUGCAUGAUGAAAGGGAAGGGGAAAACUGCCAAUGACAAAGACUGUCCUCUGCAGUUCCCUGAUCUUGAACCAGUGGAUCAUGUCACGCAAUGUUCCAAGUACACCCAUAUUCUAACACGAUCUGAAGAAGAUGGUAUUGGAGUUGAGGAGCUGGAUGCCAUUCAGUCCGACCUGGAAACUCUGUUAGCAGCUGCAGGUCUCAGACUAAAACAGUUGGAAAAUGAGAAACAAAUCCUUGUUAACUGGGCAGACAAGAAAGACAUCAAAGGUUUCAAAUCUAGCAAGCCUGAAACUCCUGUUUCUGGCAAAAGAGGCAAAGUAAUUGAAGACAAACCGAAUAAGAAAUUUAAAGGCUCAGAGAGCGGCAAAGGAUCACAUCCGACUCCUCCCGGUCCAGGGAGACCAAAAAGUAAAAUUGCUCAGACAAAAGCCCAGGAAUUGGACUUCUCAGCAGAUUCACCAUUAGAUUUACCUCGGCUUCCGAAGAAUGAUGCUGUCAAUCGAUUCUGGGCCUCAGUGGAGCCCUACUGUGCAGAUGUCACAAAUGAUGAUAUCAAAGUCCUGGAGGAUAUUCUCACUAGUCAUGAUGAAGAGGCUGACUACUUCAGAGUUCCUCCCCUUGGAAAACAUUACGCAGAGAAAUGGGCGGAGGAGGACCUGUUGGAGGAACAGAGAGAUGGAUCUAAAAUGAUGGACAAAAGAAGAGGGCAAUACAACAAUAACAACAAUAGUUUGAGUAAUUCCAAUGAUGCAACAACUUUACUUAAGAAAGCAGAACAAAGUAAUGUGGAGGAAUCCCCCUUCGGGCCUCUGACUCAGAGACUGGUGUCAGCUCUAAUUGAAGAAAACAUCAUGACCCCUAUGGAUGACACCAUGAAUGAAAUCACAGGAGGAAAAGAAUCUCCAGAGGAAGCACCUGCCAUCUCACCACGAGUUUUAGCCAAACAGCUAAAUAUUGGUAACCCCGCUCACCUGGAGAAAAGAAUUAGAAAGGAGCUAGAAGAGCAAGGUAUACUGGACUUGGAGGAUAAAGUAGAAGAUAACCCUGAUGAUGAAAUCUUAACAGAACUCCGACAGAAGCAGCAGGAACUGAAGGCAAUCAGUCACUAUGUAGUGUCCGUCACCAAAACAAUGCUGGAGAAAGCGAGAGAGGAAGUCAAAAAACAGGAAAUGAAAAAGAAGCUGGCCACGGCAGAUGCUGAAGUUUUGGAAGCCUACAGAAAAGUUCAGGCAACCAGACAGAAAAAGAAGACCCCAACAAAGAAAGAAAGAGAUUCUGCAUGGAAAGCGAUCAAAGAAAGGGAGGCAAUCAAGCGUCAGAUUGAGGGAAAGUUCAAGUGACUGUAAAAUUACAGUGAAUGUGACAUUCUAAAAAAUCUUGAUAACAUGAAAGAUGUUCAGGGAAAAGAGAAACAAAUAAGUAUUCUAGAAUACUUGAUUCAGAGAGCAUGCAAGCUCGAAUGCUGUACAGUGUAUGCAGUUGUUUAAGGCAAUUACUUGUUACGUCAAAAGAGAACACCUAUUUAAAGAGACACUUGGGUACAUUUUGUGAUAAAUAUUGGUAAAAGUAAUUUUUCUAUAGCUUUCUUUAAUUUUGAUGCAUUGUUGAUAGUAUAAACUUUGUGAAAAUUGUAAGUUUUAAAAGUAAAAAUUGCAGUUUUAUAUUUAAAAUUUUUUAAAAAUUCUAUGGUCCUUAAGAAAAGCAAAGAUAAUUCCAUCUCAAUCAUUUGGGCAAUGUAAAUGUUCCCCAGUUUGGAAAACUAUGCUUUUCAUUUUCAGUUUAUGAAAGAUAACUUCAGGUAAAUCAUUACUUGUAAAUAUGAAUCCCUAUUGAAGUCUGUUUUGAUAGAUCGUUACUUCCAUUGGCUAUUGUUUAUUUCACACCAUGUGUUCCUUGCUUCAAUGUACUACCAAUUGGAUGUAAAUAGAAAAUGUGUGAUGUAAAUGUAAACUAAGUUAACAUUCUAACAAGUGUUUGCUGCAGUAUUAAUGUUCCCAAUCUUGUGUGAUCACAGUUGAUAUACAAUAAGGCACAUGUAUCACAAACUAUUUAGAUGAUUUUGCUCUGUAGUGCCAGUUUAAGUGGUGCAAAAAUGAACAAAAUUCAAAUACGUGAUAUCAAAUUGCCUUGUGCCGAUACAUGUUGGAGCUAACAGGGAGAAUGUAUGGAUGUAUGCAGUAAUUAUAGGAGCCACUGUAAACUUAUAGUUUUGUAUUUGAUUUGAAAUUAAAUGUUGCAUGUGAUUUAUGAUUUAAUCAUACAUGUAUUAUUGCCAACGUGGUCACUUUUGUGUUGCAUUAAUUCUAUGUCCUACAGUUGUCCAAUACAUAUACUGCACAAAUGUUGUAUAAAAUAAAUUUAGUACCAUAUUUAUA
This is a messenger RNA of Ostrea edulis (European flat oyster), 2517 nucleotides long. Its product is annotated as transcriptional adapter 3-B-like. Bases 145 to 1482 code for a protein of 445 amino acids. The record is from RefSeq and is a predicted model, not a curated record. Gene Ontology annotation, cellular component: SAGA complex. Lineage: Eukaryota; Metazoa; Mollusca; Bivalvia; Ostreida; Ostreidae. Gene Ontology annotation, molecular function: transcription coactivator activity. Gene Ontology annotation, biological process: regulation of transcription by RNA polymerase II. The transcript is spliced from 10 exons.